UUUUAUAUUGAAUUUUUUAGAAUUUACUCUAAAAUAGUUGUAAAAUAAAAGUUCAUUGAAUAAAAAUGUCUUGUCGCAAAUUUUUUGUUGGUGGAAAUUGGAAAAUGAAUGGUGAUAAAGCAAAAAUUUUAAGCAUUUUGGAACUUCUUAAUUCAAGUAAUCUAAGUUCUAAAACUGAAGUUGUUGUUGCCCCGCCUUCAAUUUAUGUAUCCUAUGUAAAAGAUCAUAUCAAGCCUGAAGUUAGUGUUUCUCUGCAAAACUGUCAUGAAGCAACAUCAGGGGCAUUUACUGGUGAAAUCUCUGCUGAAAUGGGUCAAGAUGUUGGCUGUAAGUGGGUUAUCUUAGGUCAUUCAGAGCGCAGAAAUGUUUUUGGAGAAACAAAUUCUGUUAUUGGGGAGAAAAUAAAACAUGUUUUAAAAUCUACCAACUUAAACAUCAUUGCUUGCAUUGGUGAACUUCUUGAUGAGAGAGAGGCAGGAAAAACACUAGAAGUAUGUGCUACCCAAAUGAAAGCAAUAGCCUCCAAUGUAAGUGAUUGGUCUCGGAUUGUAAUUGCAUAUGAACCUGUAUGGGCAAUAGGCACAGGAAAAGUAGCUACUCCAAGUCAGGCACAAGAAGUUCAUCUUGAUGUAAGAAAAUGGUUGGCUUUAAAUGUUAGCGAAGAUGUUGCUCAAGCUACAAGAAUCUUAUAUGGAGGGUCAGUUACUGGCACAAAUUGUGCUGAGUUAGCCUUGAAGGAAGAUGUUGAUGGUUUUUUAGUUGGUGGAGCUUCUCUUAAACCAGAAUUUAUUGACAUUAUUAAUGCAGGAAAAUGAUUUUAUGCAAAGUUAUAAAUAUGUAUAUUGUUUAAAUUUUUUUGAAAAACAACUCAAAAAAUAAA
Messenger RNA from Hydra vulgaris (swiftwater hydra), 880 nucleotides. Its product is annotated as triosephosphate isomerase. Gene Ontology annotation, biological process: gluconeogenesis; glycolytic process; glyceraldehyde-3-phosphate biosynthetic process. Gene Ontology annotation, cellular component: cytosol. Gene Ontology annotation, molecular function: triose-phosphate isomerase activity. The record is from RefSeq and is a predicted model, not a curated record. NCBI's taxonomy places the organism in Eukaryota, Metazoa, Cnidaria, Hydrozoa, Anthoathecata, Hydridae.